AUGGCAACCAAACCCAAGCUCUUCUACUUUCGUGGCCGGGGCAGGAUGGAGUCGAUCCACUGGCUGCUGGCUGCAGCUGGAGUGGAGUUUGAAGAAGAAUUUAUUGAAACAACAGAACAAUAUGAGAAGUUGCUGAAGGAUGGACGCUUGCUUUUCGGCCAAGUGCCUAUGACUGAAAUUGAUGGAAUGGUGCUCACGCAGACUAGAGCCAUCCUCAGCUACCCUGCUGCCAAGUUCGACUUGUAUGGGAAGGACCUGAAGGAGACAGUCAGGAUAGAUAUGUACACAGAAGGUAUGGCAGAUUUGAAUGAAAUGAUCAUUGUUUUGCCUCUAUGCCCACCUGAUCAAAAAGAGGCCAAGAUUGCCCUGAUCAAAGAGAGAACGACAGAUCGUUAUCUCCCCGCGUUUGAGAAAGUGUUAAAGAGCCAUGGACAAGACUACCUUGUUGGCAACACGCUGAGCAGGGCUGACAUUCACCUGGUGGAACUUCUCUACUAUGUGGAAGAGCUUGACCCCAGCCUUCUGGCCAACUUCCCUCUGCUGAAGGCCCUGAAAACCAGAAUCAGCAAUCUCCCCACCGUGAAGAAGUUUCUACAGCCUGGCAGCCCGAGGAAGCCUCCCAUCGAUGAGAAAAGUUUAGAACAAGCCAAAAAGAUCAGCAGGAAAAAAAGAAGUGUGGAUUUCCAUGUCCAUCACUAA
Messenger RNA from Odobenus rosmarus divergens (Pacific walrus), 699 nucleotides. RefSeq names its product glutathione S-transferase A2-like. Bases 1 to 699 code for a protein of 232 amino acids. Gene Ontology annotation, cellular component: extracellular exosome; cytosol. Gene Ontology annotation, biological process: glutathione metabolic process; xenobiotic metabolic process. The record is from RefSeq and is a predicted model, not a curated record. NCBI's taxonomy places the organism in Eukaryota, Metazoa, Chordata, Mammalia, Carnivora, Odobenidae. Gene Ontology annotation, molecular function: glutathione transferase activity. The transcript has 7 exons.